This is a messenger RNA of Clupea harengus (Atlantic herring), 877 nucleotides long. It is a transcript of the gene rfesd, whose product is annotated as Rieske (Fe-S) domain containing. Lineage: Eukaryota; Metazoa; Chordata; Actinopteri; Clupeiformes; Clupeidae. Bases 285 to 692 code for a protein of 135 amino acids. Gene Ontology annotation, molecular function: 2 iron, 2 sulfur cluster binding. The transcript is spliced from 2 exons. The record is from RefSeq and is a predicted model, not a curated record.
UGACAUAUUUAUUACAAAUGUGUUUUUUACAAUCUUACAUUGAAAAUGUAAUUGCACAUUAGUAGACAAUUGCAUUUAGCUUUCACAUGGGUUAAACAUAUACAAUGUGUUUGUGUGUGUGAGAGAGAGGGUCUGUCCAACAACAUGGGAAUAUGGUUUAUGUAGUUGCAGUCAGUAUUCAAAACAUUGUUCAGCGAUAUGAGGAGUAACCCUCCCUGCCUCUGGUUUUAUGCCCCAGUGAGGGUUGUCACAGAGCCCCAUUGCAAAGGCAUGUGGAGCUGGAGAUGAGAAAGACAGCUGGUUGCCUCCGGCUACCGUUAUGUAGUGAUAACAACAUCUCUCUUACAGAUGCAGGAGGCAAACUGGAGCACGGUGACAUCGAGGACAUUGACAAGAAGCUGUGCAUCAUUUGCCCCAAGCACAAGUACAAGAUCACACUGGCAGAGGGAGAGGGCCUUUUCAGGGCCCCUGUCCCCAACCAGGAGGUCCGGACCUUCAAGUGGUACUCCAAGGGCAUCAAGCAGAGGGUCCACAAAGUGUCCGAGGACGGCGGGGACGUCUUUGUGACCCUGUCCGACACCACGUGCUUCAUCGAGUCUGACUACUACUACACAGAGCAGGGCAGGAAGGUUAGGAAUAAGGUGGAUGACAACAGGGGAAUAGACAGCGGAGAAGAUGAGGAUGACAGCUGAUGCACAGGAGAGCGACCUCUCCAGACAGAUCACCUUUCACCCAUGCAAGAGAACUUUUCUGGCCUCUAGAACUCCAUAGUUCCUACAUAAAGCAUCAAGUGCAGAGGUACUUGGGACUGCAAACAGGAGUUGGAUAUAGGUCAGGUCUAUUUCUUUUCAGGUUUACUUAAUUAUGCUAUAAUUAC